This is a messenger RNA of Exophiala aquamarina CBS 119918, 1242 nucleotides long. RefSeq lists its product as uncharacterized. The coding region runs from base 1 to 1242 and encodes 413 amino acids. Gene Ontology annotation, cellular component: endoplasmic reticulum; Golgi apparatus; plasma membrane. The transcript is spliced from 6 exons. The record is from RefSeq and is a predicted model, not a curated record. NCBI's taxonomy places the organism in Eukaryota, Fungi, Ascomycota, Eurotiomycetes, Chaetothyriales, Herpotrichiellaceae.
AUGUCUCGAACAGAGGUUGAGCGGCCAGACUCCAUCCAGGAGGAGGAUCCUCACAAUGAAGAGCCCAAAAAGAAACAGAAGAACAGGAGACCUGCCAACACUGCUUUCCGCCAGCAACGUUUAAAAGCAUGGCAGCCUAUCCUCACACCUAAAACCGUGCUUCCCAUUCUCUUCGCAAUUGGGAUCAUUUUCGCUCCCAUCGGCGGUCUGCUGCUAUGGGCCAGCGCAAGUGUUCAAGAAUUGGUGAUAGAUUAUACUGAUUGCAAUUCCACCGCAACCGACGAGUUCCAACCUAUCCCUGACAGCAAGGUCUCCUCGUCCUUCAAAUCCUCCAACAAAACAACUCGACCCUUGUGGAGGGUGACUCGAAACACAACAACCCCUCCCUACAGCGUCGCCAUCGAUGAUACUCCUGUCUGCACCCUCCAGUUCUCCAUCCCCAAUGACAUCGGUCCUCCCGUCUAUCUUUAUUACCGCCUCACCAAUUUCUAUCAAAACCACCGGAGAUACGUCAAGUCUCUAGACACCGACCAGUUGAAGGGAAAUGCUUUGAGUAAUUCCAGCAUAGGAGGUAGCUCGUGCGACCCUAUUCGACGCGACGCCCAGGGAAAGGCGUAUUAUCCGUGCGGGCUGAUCGCAAACUCGCUAUUCAAUGACACCCUCAACAGUCCUAUCGCCGUCAAUUUGGCCGGUGGUCAGCCGGGGGAAACUUAUCGGAUGUCCAACAGAAGUAUCGCGUGGAGCAGCGAUGCGAGCCUUUACAAGAAGACAGAGUACACCAAUGAUCAAGUCUCACCACCUCCCAACUGGCAUGACCGCUACCCAAACGGCUACACCGACGAGAACCCUAUUCCGGAUCUGUCAACCUAUGAAGAAUUCCAGGUCUGGAUGAGAACCGCGGGUCUCCCCACUUUUAGCAAGCUUGCUCUCCGUAACGAUGAUGAUGCCAUGACUGCUGGUACCUAUCAGAUGGACAUAUAUGACUUCUUUCCUGUCAAGGUCUAUGAUGGCACCAAAAGUGUUUUGAUCUCGACCCGUACCGUGGUUGGAGGCAAGAACUCUUUCUUGGGCAUUGCCUAUGUUGUAGUAGGAGGUCUCUGCGUGGUCCUUGGUGUCAUUUUCACCGUUGCACACCUGAUCAAGCCGAGAAAACUUGGCGAUCACACCUAUCUCUCUUGGAACAACGACACUCCUUCGACUGCUACCACUACUGGCCGUGAAGCUCGACCUGGAACUGCUUGA